This is a messenger RNA of Hyla sarda, 7848 nucleotides long. It is a transcript of the gene SLF1, whose product is annotated as SMC5-SMC6 complex localization factor 1. NCBI's taxonomy places the organism in Eukaryota, Metazoa, Chordata, Amphibia, Anura, Hylidae. Gene Ontology annotation, molecular function: protein binding. Bases 83 to 2872 code for a protein of 929 amino acids. The transcript has 18 exons. The record is from RefSeq and is a predicted model, not a curated record. Gene Ontology annotation, biological process: positive regulation of double-strand break repair.
AGUUGUCUAUCAGAUGCCCUUGGUAAAGAUGGCAGCAUCAGCUUCUUUUCUAUACACCCAAUAACAGCUCACAACUCCUGCAAUGGGGAGGGGCUGCGCAUGCUCAGUUGGAGAAGCAGGAUGUAGGCACUGGCAGACAAUGGCAGAGGCACUGAGUCAGCGAAUUGUCCAGCUAACUGGUUUUAGGGCGACAGAGAGAGAAACACUGAUCCAACUACUGGGAAAACUUCCCUGUGUUUUUAUUAAUUCUGAGAAGUUUGAAAACUGUUCACACCUGAUUGCAAAAAGUCCAAGCAGAAGUGAGAAGUGGCUAGCGGCCUGUGCAGCAGGAAAGUGGGUACUGACUAAAGAGUACGUAAUUAACAGUGCAGAAAGCGGCAGAUGGCUGGAUGAGAUGACUUUCGAAUGGGGAUAUAAAAUGGAAAAAGACACCCAUUAUUCACCUCAGAUGCAAUCUGCACCGAAAAGAUGGCGCGAACACCUGACACACACUGGUGCUCUAGGGGCUUUCAGCAGAUGGAAAGUGACCCUUCUUAUUGAGGAAGCUGAUAAAGAAAGGGAGGCUAUUUUAAGGGUUCUUACAGCUGGACAGGCCACCCUAUACAAUCCACACCAACCAGAUGGGGAGAUAACACACGUGUUUACUAAUAACAAAAGCUUUUUGGAAGAUAAACAAGAAAGAGUCUAUAAUGCUCCAUAUCACUCUGUUCUGUAUAUUGGGACUUAUCUUUUAGAGGACCCAAUAAAUGACACACCAGAGGAUAUGUCAGAGGAACAGAUUAAAGAAUUAAAGAGUUCCAUAUGGAAACGUUUUUGUGUGGCACAGGCAUGUCACCACAGAUGUACAGAAAAGUAUAAUGGACCUUCUGAAAAACAUAAGUUGAAAGCUGAAAUGGGCCGAACAAGUUUGAACAGAAUUGAAGAACUCAUUGAAGGACAAUUCUGUACUGAAGCAUUUGAGGAGAUUGGACGCGUUAUUCAUUUUGUCUUUCCUCAGCGUUUUUUUGAGUCGCUUCUCAGGCACUUUAUGCAGGGGAAUGUAGACAUCAAAAACUUUGGUCAGUUUAUAGAUAUAUUUUCUAACCUUGUGCGUUAUCAUCCUCCUUGGGAAUCCACAUAUAUGGUACAGUACUACCUUAAUGUUCUUCAAUGUCCAGUUUGUAAGAAGGGGACAUGGUCCUUCAUCGAAACUCUUAUAAGGUGUUUUCUGGAGGACAGGUUCUGCUUAUGCCAUGACACAUCUGAUAUGGAAAUUGAUCAUCACAAAAGUAGGAGAAUUGUUGCAACAAUACUAAAAUUACUAUCAAUUGUGAUACAAGAAGAAGCAAAAGCACUGAGUAAAAAGCUAUGUCAACAGGUGGAUUUUUCUCGCAAAACUCUGUUUCCAUCCUUUAUUGUUGGGAUAUUUUGGCCUGAAACCAGAACAAUGGUCUUCUUAACCAAGAAUAUUAAUGCGUUGACAGAUCUUGUAGUAAUGUGUCAUAAGAAGAUGCAUCAUGUAGAUUAUGCAUUAUCCCAAGAGAUGAUGGCACACGUAAAUGGGCUGCUCACCGGCGUUGUGGAAUAUUGGAUCCUACUUGGUUUUUAUCUGAACAAAAACUUGCUGCAUCAAGUGGCAAGUGACUAUGUAUUCUACAUCUGUGUUUCAUGCGAAGAGUUUACAGUAGAAGAGAAAAAACAGUUUGUUUCUUCCAUUGCUUCUCCAUGGCUUCAGAUGUUGCUUGCAGAUGUGAUUUUUAAGAACCUUUACUCAGAAAGCAGCAUCAAAAUGUCAACUGAACCUUUAUCUUUGCAGAAACUGAUCUCUACAUACAUGCCAGCGUUAUGGAAGGAGGUAGCAUGUGGCAAUGAAAAAGUCCAGAAACUCGGAAGAAAAAGAAAAAUAGGGCAGCGGCCUUGCCUGGAGUCUCAAAGGGCUUUACUGAUGCUAAAUGGUGAAAAUCAAAACCAAGGCGAUAUGCUGCUUGAUCUGCCAGUUGUUGCAAAGUUAAGACGGAAAUCACUUGGGAGUUGUACCAAAGAUUCUCAAGUUAGUAGACAAUCAUCCAGCGUACAAGACAGAAAAGGAGAAACAGCCAUGCAUAAAGCUUGCAGAAACAACAAUGUCAAGAAGCUGCACCUACAGCUCUCCCUCGCUGGAUUUGACAUUAAUGCAAAAGACAAUGCAGGCUGGACGCCUUUACAUGAGGCUUGUAACCAUGGCAGCACAGAAUGUGUCCGUGAAAUUUUGCAGCGCUGCCCAGAAGUAGACUUGCUCAGUCAUGUGGAUGGUGUGACUCCCUUACAUGAUGCUCUACAAAACGGACACAUUGAAAUUGGCAAAAUGCUACUUCAACAUGGGGGACCAAUCCUUUUGCAGCAACAGGAUUCUGAUGGGAAGUUUCCGCUGGAUCAUGUCCUUUCUCCAAAGCAAAAAAAUGAACUUUUUGCAAUUGUCCAGGUGGAAGAAACAAUUGAGGAUUUUCACAAAUGUGCCGUUCAAAUAUCCGAUCAACAUAAACUAGAAUUUAGCGCAUUUCUCCUCUGCAAAAUGGUGGUUAAUUUGAUUUCUGUGUAUGGUUUGCCUUCAGAUACAGUUACUGCCAAAACGCUAUAUCCCAAUUCUGCUUUUUUAGUUAACAAUGUAAAAAAUAAACACACUACCUUCAGAAAUUCGGUAGUGGAAUCCUACCUGAAAGCUUUAGCCACAAUGCAAAAUCUGAGUAACUUUUUACAGUCUAUUCCAGAGUCUAUUCUUGAGAACCCUGGAUUUAAUAUGCAGGUUCUUCUCUCUGUCCUUCAUAAUUUGGCAUCUUCUUCACCAGUUCUUAAAAUAUUAAAAAGAAGCAGUUAUGAAGCGCCGCUCAGUAACAGCCAGCUUCGAAUGUCUUAAGGUAGCGCUAUGGGAAAAGCUGAUACUCUGCUAUGCCUCUUGCAGGGCCUGAGGGGUGGAGCAUGACUGUCUUUGGUGGUCUAUGAAUCCCUGUGUCACACAUUGACCCCCAAGGUCUUGCAUUAGUCAUAGCAGUGUAUCAAUUUUUCCUGAAAUGUUACUUUAAAAUAUCUGACCAGCACUAUUGUCUCAUAAACACUUCCACUUUUAGUAUACGUUGUUACUGACCAAACCAUAUUUUCAGUAUUUUAUAUUCUAUAUUUUAAUAUUGACACCCUUCUUGCACAUAUUAUACAUAAUGUACAAAAGAAUGGCUUUAUAGAGCAAGGAAUAUGUCUGCCUUUUCAGCUUUUAAAGAGGUUGGCAUUAAGCUUAAAGUGUGCCUGCCAUUUACAAAAAAAGUUUUAAAUAAUGUAGAUAAUAUAUUUGUAAUAUACAUUGGUUUAAAAAAUGUGUAUAUUUUUAGGUGAAAAUAAAAUGCUGUCUUGUCGCUGCAGAUAUUGCUUGUGUGUCUAUGUGCAGAGACAAAAUACAGGAAGUGUGGGCAGGACAAGCAGGACUCUGUGACACGCCCCAGGCUCACACAACAGGAUGAUUGACAAGCCAGAAGCCUGCACAGAGUCCUGAUUGUCCUUAAUGCACAGAGCCCUGCUUGUCCUGCCCACACUUCCUGUAUUUGGUCUCCUCACAGAGACACACAGGCAAUAGCUGCAGGGACAGCAUUUUUCACCCAAAAAUAUACACAUUUUUUUUUAUCCAAUGUAUAUUAAAAAAUAUACAUAUAAUGCUGGAGGUUUACACAAACCUGUGCAAAGGAAAAGUUACCCAGUUGCCCAUAGCAACCAAUCAGAUGGCCUUGUUAAAAAUGAAAGAAGUGAUCUGAUUGGUUGCUAUGGCCAAUUGGGCAACUUUUCCUCUGGACAGGUUUUGAUAAAUCUUCCCCAAUGAUCUUAUCUACAUAAUAUAAAAAGUUUUUGCAAAUGACAGGUACACUUUAAAUGUCUUAUGUUAAAAAAUAAAAAAAAAAUAAAAAAGUGACUACUAAAUAAACAAUUAUAAUAAAAAAAGUCAGUUCUACCAAGUUCUACAGCAAUAUUGUUAUGCAAAAAUGUCUCCCUGUAUACGUAAGCAUAUUUGCUGUUCAAGACAGCUUCUGGAGGAUUUGUCAUGAAACUCUUCAAGGAACAAAUAGAACAAAAAGUUUAACAAAAAAAAAAAAGAUCAUUUAUAUAAAUGUUUCUGGGAAAUAAUCUUUGUUAUGUGGGUUUCUAAACCCCAUUAGUUCAAUAAUUAUUAGAGUAUAAUAUUUACAUAUGUUGUGUCAUAAUGUGUUCAGAUUUUUAUAGAAAUUUUAUAUGUUUAAAGGGAAUCUAACAGCUGGGUCGCCCAUAUCAACCUGUUGGGUAAUAGUGCAGGUGGCACUGAUCAAAGUUUUUUUUUAAUUUUUUGCCUAGGUCGCGCCAUUUAGGUGAUUUGGACAAGUGACAGUGAUAACGCCUCUUCUGCUAGGGAAGGUUACGCAUAUUUAUAAGGGGGCGUUCUUAUUGGACCUGCCAGGUGGGAGUAGCAAAAUACUUCAGUGCGCUAAGCAUACUCAUUUGUAUGUCUUGUGUUGCCUAAACUGUGUGACAUAGGCGACAAAAUAAAAACACAGCUGUGAUUAGUGUCACACGCACUAUCCCCUAGUACCAGUAGGUUAGUAUGGGCGAACCUGCUGUCAGAUUCUCUUUAAAGGAUUUUUGUAAAUUAAGCAGAUUAUAUAGUAUUAGAGUAGAAUAAAUAAUAAUAUAGGUACCAUACAAUGUUGUAAACCUUGUGAACACUGAAGUUGACUGCAGUAUAUGUCUAUUGCCAAAUGAUCAAAAUUUCUGUUCUUGAAAAAUGUAAGCACACUAAAAGGAAACAAAACUACUAACAUAUCCAUCAACGGUCAAUGCGGGAAAAUUCUGUUUUGCUGCUGUGAAACACAAUCUUCCACCCCCACUCACUAAGUCAUUCUCACACGGGUUUAGGAAGUUGAGCUCUGCGCUGCUGCUUGUCGCCACCUUCAAUCUGCAAUGUCUCUUUUGGAGGUUAGUCAGCAAAAGAUUUAGUGACCUUGCAGAGCCACAGUCUCAUUAAAAUUUGGCUUUAGACUUUGACAAGUGUCCAAAAGGUAAAACGGAAUAUGUUGGCGAGAGUGUGUUUUCAUAUUCAUUGGCAAGCUAUUGUUUUAGUACAGUGAUAAAGAGAAUGUAAAAGCUUUCAGAGUGUUUUCAUGCCUCCUAUAGAAAUUUAGAGGCUUUGGGUACCUUGGGGGCGUUUUUAUUUUUUUUAUUUUAUUUUUUUAAAUGCAUGUAUUUUGGAAUAAAAAUAAAUAGAUUUAAUCAUACUCAAGCUUAUUUGAUAGAUUGAAAGAAUAUUUAGCUAUCAAUUGGGGUCUUUAACAGAGAUCCUGUAGAAGCCAAACAAUUUAAUAAAUAAAAAGAAUACUAUAAAAAAAUUUUUUAUCCUAAAAUACAUUCAUUUUGUAACAAAUCCAAAAAAGUCACCCCAAAGGCGUCCAUAGCCUUUAAUAUCUAGUGUAGUCAAUACACAAUAUAGCAUUAUUUAUAUUUUAGAACUUUCUAAUUAGUUUACUGUUCAGAAGCAUGUAUAUGCUAUUAGGAGUUAAGAAAGAAACAGCAGCGUUUUCUUGACACACUUUAACCAUUCAUAAAUGUAUAUUUUGUGUUGCUUUACAUCAUCGCUCUUGGACAGCUUUUCGUAUUUCCAGACUGCAGUGAUUCAUAAAAAUCUGUUGCUCUUGCCUAGUGACAGCACCCAAUUAAUGCUAGUAAAACACAUUUGGGUUUCAUAUCCUGAAAGUCUUAGUAUGUUCUGUAAUACUGCACCAAAUAUUCUUUCACAACAGAAGCCCACUCAAGCAUCUGUGCACCAGAAUGUCUGAGAGGACGGCUGAAUUGUUUUUGAUGAGCAGAACGUCUGACACAGAUUCUUUCUGAGUAAAGAGUUUUCUGUGAAAGACUGUGAAAGGAGUCAUCCGAAUGUCAUAAUACUCGGCAUCUGCCUGCAUGUGCUAACUCAUCCAGGAUUCCCUGGAAAUCACAUCAUAGACCAACACAUGAGGUAACUCUGUGGUCUCACUAUGUGAUCACAGGCUGCACAAAGAUGGCCCCCAAAUUAACACAAUUCCUCUUUUAUUGUUGAUAUAAAAUACUAAGAUCUUAUAUAGCAUGGUGUUCUCGAACACCCCCCCCCCCCCCCCCCCCCUUACCCCGAUGCACACAAAAUCUUGUGUGGGAUUGUUUGUGUACUCUUUUUUUAUUUUUAUUUUUUAUGAACCAGGGUGAUGCAAAUGUAAGUCUUAAAUAAGCUCCCAGUCCCAAGUGCUCUCUGCUUCUUUUUGCUUCUAAUGACAUGCAAAAAAUACCCGCUCGGUAAAUCACUGACCUGAGAUUGAUUAAGCAGACAAUUUCAGAAGACAGCACGUUUCACAUGUCAACAGAAGCAGGAAAAAAACAGAGUGUGGGGACUGGGAGCCAUCAGAACUGCAGCAGCAGGGGGAUCAGAACAGGCAAGUAUUCCUUGUUUUGUUUUGUUUUUAAACACCUGGGGGGAUUUCUCAAAAUAAAAACAACAAAGACCUUUAUCCCUGGACAACCCCUUUAACCUACAGCAGCUACAGUCAGAACACAAUACAUGUCAAAAUUUUACGCCUGUUCUUUAGGAGUUGAUGGUCUAUGCUGAUGAGUUAGGUUAUCGAGGCAACCAUAUGAUAGCCAGCGAGUUCUGUGCACAAGUCCAUUUCUAAUUAAGAGGACUUAUAACUUACUGGACAUCAUACAAUUGCUUCAUUAACCAGACCACGAGUGUAGAUCUGGGUCUCUCCGUGCCUGAUCUGAAGAACUGGUGGAUCUUAGCUUUACAGGUACACUUUAAGUUGCAUAGAUCUUAAACUAAAUAGUUUUAGAUAAGACUGUCCAACACCUGCCUGGUGUUAAUAUUCUGUAUGACUGUAACAUUAUUUCUUUUAAUAAUUUUUUUUGCCACCUUAUAUUUUAAUCACAAGCUCAUCUUGUAUUUUCACUAGUGCACAGGCAGUGCACAGAAAACAAAUACAGUCUAAUUGAAAAGGCUUUCUUCUAUUACUCACUAAUUCUGUGUCCUGGAGAGAGUAGUCUGUAGGUGCUUCAUUGCAUGGAUUAAAGAAAAAUGUUUAUGCUUCCAUGGAAACACCUUUACUGAGUAUUGUUUUUGCUUGUUUUUAUCAAUUCAGAUUUACAGGAUCCAUGCACUGCUCCUUUCACUCCAGCAAAAUAUUAAGCCUUCGAAAAGUUGUCCAAAAAUUGCUGCUCAUCAUUCCUAACAUGCCAGAUGUGUUUCAGUAUUGCUCUUUGUUUAUUUUCAUGUUGAUGCUAUUGUCUGCUAGGAUAAGAUGGAAGGUAAUCGUACGUUAUGUCAUUGACUGUGCUACAGAAAACAGUGUUAAUGACGUUCCCUUGAAUGUUCCAAAAAGUAUUACCAAAGUAUUAAAAUUAUUAGGCUUCUUUAAAGUGUCCCUGUCAUUUAGAAAAUCAUUUAACAUAUCACAGAGACAUGUUAAAGUUUUGAUCAGUUGGGGUCUUAGUGCCAAGAGCCUCACUGAUCAGGAGAUCAAGGAUCAUGGAGGAAGGAGAGGCUUGCAGUGAUCUCCGUCCAUCUCCUUCUUAUCUGGACGGCCCCAUAGACCUAUUUUAAAGCCACAGGAUGGAGAUCUAUGGGAGUGAAACGUGCUAAUGCAUGCUUCUCCCUGCUCAUUGUUUUGAUUGUUGAGGGUGUCAGCAUUAAGACCCCGACUGAUAAAAAGUUUUGAUAUGUCUCUGUGACAUGUGAAUUUUUUUUUUCUAAAAGACAUGAACACUUAAAUUGUCAAUAGCUUUGUAAUAUAUUUGAUUAUUAAAUGUUCUUUUAAUGUUUAAAUGUUUUGUACAGUUAUUAAAAACUUUAUUCUACCA